Pseudophryne corroboree (corroboree frog) is the source of this 3489-nucleotide messenger RNA. Its product is annotated as zinc finger protein 585A-like. NCBI's taxonomy places the organism in Eukaryota, Metazoa, Chordata, Amphibia, Anura, Myobatrachidae. The transcript has 9 exons. Gene Ontology annotation, biological process: regulation of transcription by RNA polymerase II. Gene Ontology annotation, molecular function: RNA polymerase II cis-regulatory region sequence-specific DNA binding; DNA-binding transcription factor activity. Bases 76 to 3489 code for a protein of 1137 amino acids. The record is from RefSeq and is a predicted model, not a curated record.
UCUUCUACAGAUACGGAGACAGUUCCACUGGAGGGGGAGUAUAUAGAGGAACACAGGUGUCUGUACAAGGACGUGAUGAUGGAGAAUCACCGGCCCCUCACAUCACUGGAUGGGCCCAGUAACAGAGAUAUCCCAGAGAGAUGUCCCCGUCUUCUGUAUUCCCAGGAUUGUACAGAGGAGAAUCACAGGAUCCCACAGGAGGAUCAGGUAGAACGUCUUUCUCGUAUAAAGGUAGAAGAUAUAGAGGGAGAAGAAGAGACGUAUGUGACUGAUAUAAAGGCAGAAGAUACAGAGGGAGAAGAAGAGACGUAUGUGACUGAUAUGAAGGCAGAAGAUAUAAGGAGAGAAGAAGAGACGUAUGUGUCUGAUAUAAAGACAGAAGAUACAGAGGGAGAAGAAGAGACGUAUGUGACUGAUAUAAAGGCAGAAGAUAUAGAGGGAGAAGAAGAUACGUAUGUGAGGGGUGAUCAGCAGUGUAAGGAGGAGGAGAUCCCUACAGAUAUUAGCACAGCAGAUGGACACACAAACAGGAAUAUCUCAGAAGGACAUCUAAUGUUAUCCCCGGAUUGUGACAUAAAAGAUGACAGUAGACAGGAUUCUCCAGGAGCUACUCCCAUUACCCCAAUUAUACAUCCAGCUCUAUCAGCUGAUCCCUCUGAUCCUGGGAAAUGUUCUCCUGAUCACUCUGAUAUUGGUGCAUCUGUUACAGCUCUGACAGUAGAUACAAUAUUUCCCUGUUCUAUAGAUGCCAAAUGUGUUACAGAGAAUACAAAGCUUAUUACCCAUCAGCCUGCUAAGGCAGGUGAGAAGCAAUUUCCAUGUUCUGAGUAUGGAAAAUGUUUUACAUACAAAUCAGGUCUUGUUACACAUCAGAGAAGGCACACAGGUGAGAAGCCAUUUUCAUGUUCUGAGUGCGGGAAAUGUUUUACCUGGAAAUCACAACUUGUUACACAUCUGCGAAGUCACACAGGUGAAAAUACAUUUCCAUGUUCUGAGUGUGGGAAAUGUUUUACAUAUAAAUCACAACUUGUAAUACAUAAGAGAAUACAUACAGGUGAGAAACCAUAUUCCUGUUCUGAGUGUGGGAACUGUUUUACAUACAAAUCAACUCUUGAUGCACAUAAGAGAAGUCACACAGGUACAUCACCAUUUCCAUGUUCUGAGUGUGGGAAAUAUUUUGCACAGAAAUCACAACUUGCUAGACAUCAGAGAAGUCACACAGGUGAGAAGCCAUUUCCAUGUCCUGAGUGUGGUAAAUGUUUUGCACAAAACUCAGAUCUGGUUAGUCAUAACAGAAGUCACACAGGUGAGAAUCCAAUUUCUUGCUCUGAGUGUGGGAAAUGUUUUGCCCGGAAAUCACAACUUGUUAUACAUCAGAGAAGUCACACAGGUGAGAAGCCAUUUCCAUGUCCUGAGUGUGGUAAAUGUUUUGCACAAAAAUCGGAUCUUGUUAGUCAUAACAGAAGUCACACAGGUGAGAAGCCAAUUCCUUGCUCUGAGUGUGGGAAAUGUUUUGCCCGGAAAUCACAACUUGUUAUACAUCACAGAAGUCACACAGGUGAGAAGCCAUUUUCUUGCUCUGAGUGUGGGAAAUGUUUUGGCCGGAAAUCAGAUAUUGUUAGACAUCAGCGAAGUCACACAGGUGCGAGGCCAUUUCCAUGUUCUGAGUGUGGAAAAUGUUUUGCACACAAAUCACAUCUUGUUAUUCAUCAGAGAAAUCACACAGGUGAGAAGCCUUUUUCUUGCUCUGAGUGCACGAAAAGUUAUACUCAGAAAUCAGAACUUGUUACACAUCAGAGAAGUCACACAGGUGAGAAGCCAUUUCCAUGUCCUGAGUGUGGGAAAUGUUUUUCACACAAAAAAGAUCUUUUUAUACAUGAGAAAAGUCACACAGGUGAGAAGCCAUUUUCUUGCUCUGAGUGUGGGAAAUGUUUUUCGCUCAAAUCAGCUCUUGUUAUACAUCAUAGAAGUCACACAGGUGAGAAGCCAUUUUCUUGCUCUGAGUGUGGGAAAUGUUUUAGACAGAAAUCACAUCUUGUUACACAUCAGCAAAGUCACACAGGUGAGAAUCAAUUUCCAUGCUCUGAGUGUGGGAAAGGUUUUGCACACAAAUCAGCUCUUGUUGUACAUCAUAGAAAUCACACAGGUGAGAAGCCAUUUCCAUGUUCUGAGUGUGGGAAAUGUUUUGCACACAACUCAGCUCUUGUUAUACAUCACAGAAGUCACACAGGUGAGAAGCCAUUUCCAUGUUCUGAGUGUGGGAAAUGUUUUACACACAAAUCACAAUUUGUUACACACCAGAGAAGUCACACAGGUGAGAAUCCAUUUCCAUGCUCUGAGUGUGGGAAAGGUUUUGCAGACAAAUCAGCUCUUGGUGUACAUCAUAGAAGUCACACAGGUGAGAAGCCAUUUCCAUGUUCUGAGUGUGGGAAAUGUUUUGCACACAACUCAGCUCUUGUUAUACAUCACAGAAGUCACACAGGUGAGAAGCCAUUUCCAUGUUCUGAGUGUGGGAAAUGUUUUACACACAAAUCACAAUUUGUUACACACCAGAGAAGACACACAGGUGAGACAAACCUUAUUACUCAUCAGCCAGCUAAGGCAGGUGAGAGGCCAUUUCUAUGUUCUGAGUGUGGGAAAUGUUUUACAUAUAAAUCAAAUCUUGUUAGACAUCAGAGAAGUCACACAGGUGAGAAGCCGUAUUCCUGUCCUGAGUGUGGGAAAUGUUUUGCAUACAAAUCACAUGUUGUUAUUCAUCAGCAUGCUCACACAGGUGAAUGGCCAUUUUUCUGUUCUGAGUGUGGAAAACGUUUUACAUAUAAAUCAAAACUUGUUACACAUCAAAGAAGUCACACAGGUGAGAAGCCAUAUUCCUGUUCUGAGUGUAGGAAAUGUUUUGCACGGAAAUCAGAUCUUGUUACACAUCACAGAAGUCACACAGGUGAGAAACCGUAUUCCUGUUCUGAGUGUGGGAAAUGUUUUGCAUCUAAAUCAGAACUUGCUAAACAUCAGAGAAGUCACACAGAUGAAAAGCCGAAUUCCUGUUCUGAGUGUGGGAAAUGUUUUGCAUCAAAAUCAAAUCUUGCUAGACAUCAGAGAAGUCACAGAGGUGAGAAGCUGUAUUCCUGUUCUGAGUGUGGGAAACGUUUUACAUAUAAAUCAAAUCUUGUUAAACAUCAAAGUCACACAGGUGAGAAGCCAUUUCCAUGUUCUGAGUGUGGGAAAUGUUUCGCUCAGAAACAAGCUCUUGUUGUACAUCGGAGUAGUCACACAGGUGAGAAGCCGUAUUCCUGUUCUGAGUGUAGGAAAUGUUUUUCAUUGAAAGCAAAUCUUGUUAGACAUCAGAGAAGUCACACAGGUGAGAAGCCGUACAGAAGUCACACAGGUGAGAAGCCAUAUUCCUGUUCUGAGUGUGGGAAAUGUUUUGCACGGAAAUCCGUUCUUGUUAAACAUAAGCGAUUUCACAGGUAUUUAGAUCAAAUCAAGUGA